Molecule: messenger RNA, 4452 nt
Organism: Phaeoacremonium minimum UCRPA7
Lineage: Eukaryota; Fungi; Ascomycota; Sordariomycetes; Togniniales; Togniniaceae
Product: putative tho2 protein
Exons: 4
Coding region: 1-4452 (1483 amino acids)
Biological process (GO): mRNA processing; mRNA export from nucleus
Cellular component (GO): THO complex part of transcription export complex
Molecular function (GO): mRNA binding
Source: RefSeq, a predicted model, not a curated record
AUGCUUAUGCGAAAAAUCCUGGAGCCCGCAUUUCUAGAGCAACUAGGUCUCAUCCGAGACACAUUCACCAAGAUUGGAAUUCGUCAGACUACAAAUAUACUCUACCGACAAGCCAACUACAAUCUGCUGCGGGAGGAAACAGAGGGCUACUCUAAACUCGCAACCGAGCUAUUCACAACGAGCAAUUCUGAGCCCCCGACAGCCGAGACGGUACAGGCUACCUUCGAGCGCGUGAAGGGUCUUAUCGGCACAUUCGACUUGGACGUGGGACGAGCACUCGACGUUACUCUUGACGUGUUCGGAUCCGUCCUUAUUAAGCAAUUCAGAUUCUUCGUCAAAUUCCUCAGAAUUAGCUCAUGGUGGCCGCGCACGCAAGUACGAGCUGGAUCCAUAGGCACAACUUUCGUUGGUGGCUUACCAAAGUGGGGAUUGCCAGAGUCUUCACACUGGCUGACAAGCGAGGAGGACGAAACUGUCAUUGUCGAGCAACGCCGGCUCCGCGAUGUCCAAUUCUGGGAGAGAGCUCGCGAGGUCCAUCUGGAUGCCUAUUUCGAGUUGGGUGGAAGACAGGUCGCCAACAACGAACUGAAACGCCUACAAGAUAUGGUCCAGGCAGCGAGCAAUGGGGAGUUAAACAAAGACAUCGACCCGGAGAUCCAGUGGAUCGUGAACACCAGAACUCUACCUCCCUCCGGAAACCGAAUCGCAGCUCAGUUGCUCGGUUUCAAACUGCGGUUCUAUGAUUCGGAUGCUAAGGACGAUAGCGACGUUCUCCCGGCCAACAUCUUCUACAUGGCAGCCUUGCUCAUCAAGAUCGGCUUCAUCUCAUUGUGUGAUCUUUAUCCCCAUGUCUCUCCAGCAGACGACGGAAUGGAGGCCGUCAGAGAGGCUAGAAUGAAGCUGCUAGCUGAAGAGGAGCGGGCGAAGACAGGAAAAACCAAUGCGCUUGCCAUGCUUGGAGUUCUUCCUGAGGACGAGAAAGAUGUGCAGCGAACAAACAAACUCAACGCCGAGAUGAGAGCCGCAGCUGCGGCCGCAGCAGCCGCAAAAGUAAAGCCCGUGGAGGUCAUCUACCAGAAGGUUCAGCUUCUCGAGGAGCUCUUGACAGUCGGCGCAAUUCCAGAGGCUCUGUUCAUCCUGGGCCGCUUUCCGUGGUUACCUGAGGCUUUUCCGAAGCUCCUUAACUAUAUUCACCGCCUCUUGCACUCUUCCCUAGAGAAGGUCUAUUGCGAGUGUCGGCCUGCGACUCGGGCAUCUAUUGACACCAAUCUCAAGAAACUUCCCGAGUCUGACCAGAGCGCAGUCCCGAAGGGCAGCAUCAAGAUCACUCCGGUGCCGUCCAAGAGACCACUGCGAUGGCCACAUCCUGAUGGCGAGAAAGACGGCGCACCAUACCGCUGCUAUUGGGAUGAGUGGGCGGAUAAUGUGCCAGUUUGCCAGACUGUAGAUGAUGUCUUCACACUCUGCGGUACGCUCAUGAAUCUGUCCGGCGUCAAUAUCGGCAAAGACGAAGCUCUGUUGUCGAAGCUUGCGGUCAUUGGUACAAAGAGUCUGGCAACCGACCAAUCUCAACAAAAUCGUGAUCGUUGGCAAGACCUUCUCAAGCGCCUCAUCGUUCCAGCAUUGAGUCUUACCAGCUCUAAUUCCGCUACAGUUAAUGCCGUUUGGAAUAUGCUGAAUCUUUACCCUACUACGGUACGGUACAACAUGUAUGCUGAAUGGUACAAGGGAGCAACCUCCCGGCAGCCUGCCAUGAGAGCUGCAUUUGCGCGGACCAAGUCAGAGACCCUGAGCGUGCUGAAGCGGGUUUCAACUCAAAACAUCUCUACGAUGUCCAGGAAGCUCGCCAAGGCGGCGUUUGCCUCUCCUGGUGUUGUCUUCGACACAGCUAUCGAACAGCUGGAGUCAUAUCCUAAUUUGAUUCCUGCAUUCGUUGAAUGCGCGCGUUAUUUCACUGAUAUGGGAUAUGAUAUUCUUGUCUGGUCCUUGAUGAGUGCCCUGGGUGGUAACAGAAGCCGAACCCAGGCAGGCUCUAUUCUCUACACCAGCGAGUGGCUGAAAUCAUUGUCAAAGCUGUCAGGACAGGUCUUCAAGCGUUAUAACAACAUGCGACCUACACCAGUUCUGCAGUAUGUCAAUGACCAGCUUUUCAAGGGCAAUUCUACCGAUCUCGUUCUGCUAAGGGAGCUGAUCUCCAGCAUGGCUGGCGUGGUUCCGGAUGCCGACUUCACAGAUGCUCAACUCAAAUCCAUGACUGGAGGCGAAGUACUUAGACGGCAAACGUUGAUCCAUCUGGGUGACCGGCGUUUCGAAUCGACCAGAGGUGCAAAGAGGUUGAUGCAAGCCCUAAUCGACACUAAGCUUGCCGGAGGACUGUUAAUCAACCUUGCGCAAUAUCGCCAGUCGGGAGUCUUCAAGGUACCGGAGAGUCAAGCCCACAUCAAGUACCUCUCCAGUCUACUGGACGACGCACACCAGGCUUUCAUGCAAUACCUAGAUCUUCUACGAAGCAACCUGAGCGCGGACCAGUUUGACAGUCUCAUACCAGGCAUUAUCGCAUUGGUUCAGGACUUCGGCCUCGAUGUGAGCUUUGCUUUUAUGAUUGGACGGGCGAGCCUAGCAUAUCGUAUGAGCAAUCCGAAGUCUCCUGCUCUUGGCUCCGUGAAGGAUGAUCAAAGUCAACUUACUCUCCCAGCUACGGAUGCUGAGGGUGAUCUGUCAAUGACCGAAGAGGAUGUCUCGGUUCAACCUGUUGCGCCAGUCAAUGACAAGAUGGUUUUGGAUGAUACCCCAGUCAAUGGCAGUGCUGCACCAGUAGCGCAAACUCCCCGAAAAUCGGAUCCAUUAUUAGAUUCUCUGCAACCCAUUAUUGAGGGUAUCCAACCAAUCCUGUCUCCAGAGAUCUGGGCGCGUCUAUCACCCGAGUUUUUUGUGAUGUUUUGGUCUCUCCAGCUCAGCGAUCUCAGCGUUCCACAAACCAACUACAUGGCUGAACAUGACCGACUGAACAAAGCAGCAGAGGAUGUCAUGAAAGACCGCUCUGACAUGACUAGGAAUGGCAUGAACAAGAAAGACAAGGAGAAGCGCGCGUUGCUUGACGUGGCAUCUUCCAUUCGAGAAGAAAUGAAGGCCCAUGUGGAGAGAUAUCAGAAGACCAGAUUCAGGCUUGCCAAGCAAUCCAAGUCAUGGUUCCCGGGCGCAAUAGCGGACGUCAACGCAAUCUCUGACACACUGAUUGAGCAGUGCCUCCUUCCUCGGAUGCUUCUUUCGGCAACUGACACGGAGUAUUGCUUCAGGGUGAUUAAAUUUCUCCACGAGAACAGAGCUCCUAAUUUUAAGCUUUCCUCUCUAUAUGAGCGGUUCUUCAACGCCAACCGACUUCGAUCCAUGAUCUUCUCGUGUUCAGUUCGAGAAGCCGAAUAUCUCGGACGCUUCAUCAAGCUCAUUCUCGAGGAUCUAUCUCGAUGGCAAGGCGACCAAAAUUUGUACGAAAAGGAAGCCUUAGGACAGAAGGGAGAAACCAGGAAUUACAUUGGAUUCGCUACGGCCUUUGAUGAUGAUGGCAAGCCCACCGCUUUCAUUGACCAUACCUCCUUCAGAGAUUCUCACUACGAGUGGCAUAAGAAUCUUAACUCAGCUCUGAAGUCUUGUCUUCAAGACACAGAAUGGAUGCACAUCCGAAACGCCCUUACCGUUCUCAAAACCAUCACCAGUUAUUUCCCCGCUGUGAACUUCAUGGGUAAGAACUUGAUGGUGCAACUCGAGGCUAUACGACUCCGCGAACAAGCCUCUACCAAGGCUUCUGAGGCAUCGGAUGACAAGCGAGCCCACCGGGUGGAUCUCGCCGUCACUGCCCAAACCACCGCAUCCGCUCUGAUAAAACGCACGACACAAUGGGUAAUGGUUCAAGCAUUCCGAACGAAUGCGUCCGCCAAAGAAAAAGAAGCAUCCAAAGAUGCGGACGCGGCAUCUUCCACCCUUCGACCAACUGCACCGGAAUUCAAGCCGCAGCCAGCAAAAUCCAAUGUGACUCAGGCUACGGAAGUCGAAGAAGAUGGUGAGGUCCAGGAUGGUAAGGAUGCCAAAGCUGCAGAGAGCAGUGAUUCACUUGCCCCGAAGCCAAACCCUUCCUCUCGCAGAAGUAGUGUGUCUGGCGUGGAGGAUAAGGGCAAAGACUUGGAUGCCAAGGACUUGACAGCAGCACCGGCUGCUAGACCUACAGAGUUCCACAUGGUCUACCAAGUCGUCCAGAUGUACCACUUCCCGGCAACUUCAGGCCUGAUCGAUAUGGCCAAGUCCAGAUCAUUGAACGAAGAGAAUCUGGUUCCCGCGAUACUCGGGAGCAAAGAGAUGCCCGAGACGUCCGAGAUCCUCGUGAUCUCAGAGACCCACGUGAUCCUCGGGAUAGCAGAGAUCCACGAGACUUCAGACAGCCAGAGCAUGGCCGACUAG